CCAAUCAGAACCACGCCUGGCUGUAACGGGCGGGGCUUCCUGCUGGUACCAUGUUUGAGAUGUCUCCUUAACAACCGAUGCAAGAGUCAAACAGGAGAAGUUUUCUUCGGACAAACGUUUGGAGUCGGAAUGGCUGGGACUGGUGAGGGGAAGAAGGAAGAGGCCGACUACAAGAGACUGCACAGCUUCCCUCUCAUCAGACACACAGACAUGCCAGAGGAAAUGAGGGUUGAGACCAUGGAGUUGUGUGUAACAGCCUGUGAAAAGUUUGCUACCAAUAACGAAAGUGCGGCUAAGAUGAUAAAGGAGUCCAUGGAUAAGAAGUUUGGCAGCUCGUGGCACGUGGUGAUUGGCGAGGGCUUCGGCUUCGAGGUCACACAUGAAGUGAAGAACCUGCUUUACAUGUUUUUUGGUGGGAGCCUGGCUGUCUGCGUGUGGAAGUGCUCUUAGCGGCCCUCUCCCCUGCGUGCCCUUUGCCCCGCCGACGCGCUCACCGCGCUGGGAAUCGACGGCGGCCCGGACGCCGGCUCCGUUUCAGUUCGUCCGAGCUACCAGCCACUGUGGCAGAGAAAGGAAGUGCUUGUUCGUAAAUAAAAGGCCGAUAGAUGGGAAUUCACCUUCCAGACUCUGACUGCCACUUUGGUCUGAUACAGAUAAAAAAAAAAAAGCUUCCUCCCUUUUUUGCCACUGUUAAUUUUUUAUUCUUUUUACCCUUCGUUUAAGCCAUCUUCUGUUCUUGAACGUCACGUUGAAUGCUUGCGAGCUUGCAUGUUCGAGUAAAUAAUAAAAAAAAAAGAAAAUACAGUUAGGGUCUCCAAAGUCCUUUAUCCUUCUUUUUUCUUCAGAGGAGUGCAAGUGUGUGAAUGACUGAUUUCCACGAUGGUGUGUGCUGGACACACAUUUUUUUCCGCCCCUGACGAACCUUAUAUCGCCAUCUUCCUCAUUAGCUUCGUGCACGUUUUUUCCGUCCACGUCGUCCAAAACGUUCCACACGUGUCUUUCUCUCUACAACGGCACUACUUUCAAUAAAUUUUGUAAGAUUUUUUUAUGUGUACAUAUUGUAAUGCAACUUGAGAGGCAUCGUUUUAAAGACCGGUGUUGUUUUUCUUACAACUAAGGGCUCAGAGUGUCCUGAGCCAAACAAACACUAAACCUAUUUCACUUUUCCUCCUUGCUGAGGUGUGUGUGUGUGUGUGUGGGUGUGGGUGUGGGCGUGUGUGUGUGUGUGAAAAGCCAGAUUGUGAUUGUCUUAUGUUGAUGCCAGUUAUGAUGAUCGAAUGCAAUGGAAACUUAUUUGUGAACCUACUUGAUUGUACAAUAAACUGAAACUUAGAGAAAUUA
Messenger RNA from Xiphophorus couchianus (Monterrey platyfish), 1341 nucleotides. RefSeq names its product dynein light chain 4, axonemal. Bases 130 to 450 code for a protein of 106 amino acids. The record is from RefSeq and is a predicted model, not a curated record. Lineage: Eukaryota; Metazoa; Chordata; Actinopteri; Cyprinodontiformes; Poeciliidae. The transcript is spliced from 4 exons. Gene Ontology annotation, cellular component: dynein complex. Gene Ontology annotation, biological process: microtubule-based process.